Messenger RNA from Cuscuta epithymum, 1716 nucleotides. The record is from the annotation of a GenBank genome assembly. NCBI's taxonomy places the organism in Eukaryota, Viridiplantae, Streptophyta, Magnoliopsida, Solanales, Convolvulaceae.
CCUUGUUCUAACUUUUAACACAUCAUAUUUUGACAGUUUGCCCAAAUAAUAAAUUAAUAUUGCAUACGUAGGAGUUUUCAAAUCUCCUGGGUGUGGAAAAAGGCAAGCGAUAUCUCAUGUGCAUCAGUUUUCUCCCCUACCGCAGCUUAGGGUUUAGCCGUCAGCGUUGUGCCGUUUUUUUGUUUCUUCCUACCGUUAUGUAUGCAGCGUUUAAGUAUGAUGGGCUCAUCUUCUUCACUUGAGGAUCUAUAUUUUAAAUCGCAUCUUGCUCAGGAAGAGGAGGAGGGUGUGGAUGUUGGAGAAGCAAGCGAGACGGAGGCAAAGGGUGUUCAUACGUCGACUGGUGGGCCGGAUUCUUACGGACCGUCCAGUGAAAUUUACCGCCUUCAAGGAGACGAUGGCAAACGCCUGGAGGCCAGGAAAAGGGGUCUCCAUGAGAGACUUGGGUGGACAGAAAUUUUUGGUGCAGUUCUAUCACAAAUAUGACCUUUGUAGGGUGUUGGAUGACGGCCCCUGGUCGUUUGAUCGUAACCUACUUCUUCCGAAGCGGCUGGGAUCGUUUGAGAGCUCAAAUCAGUGUACUCUCACGCAAGCAACUUUUAUGAUUCAGGUACACAAUAUUCCUUUGAACUUGAUGACGUCGUAUGUAGCUGAAUUAAUUGGCAAUUAUGUGGGCAUUUUUGUUUCAGUUGAUGAAAAUAAUUAUAAGGGCCCUGUAAAAGUUUUUAUGCGUGUGCAUGUCUUAGUGGACAUUGCAAAUCCCCUGAAGCAAAUGAUGAAGUUGCGUAGAGGAAAGGAAUGGGUGUGGAUCGAAUUCUGGUACGAGCGGUUGCCCACAUUUUGUUAUAUCUGUGGCAGAUUGGGUCAUUCUGACCGUUUUUGUCCAGGUCAUGUAGGGGAACGGGGCAGUGAUCUGUCUAGGUCGUAUGGUGUUUGUCUGGUAGGCGGUGGUUAUUUCCUAAAGAAAAGGAAAGUGAUGGGGAUGAAGGUGGUGAUGGGGUUCGGGCUAUGCAGGUUUUUUUGAGCAGGAAGGUGGGGAAAGGGUUGUAAGGGAAAUGGAUAAGGUGGGGCACAUAUGGGUUGUUGGCAGGAGUGUUGUUUUGGGAGAAGGAGGGAAGGGGAGUUCGGUGGCAGGGGAAAAAAGGAGGCUGAACAUUUUGAAGUUGGCAGAUUGUGUGGGGUUGGAGAAUAAAGGUGGGGAGUUGGAGUUUGGGUCAAAUAAAGAAGAUUUAGCAAUGUUUCUGGUGCAAGGAGCUGCUAAGAGUUUAGAGAUGGUUCCAGAUGCUAAUCAAACUGGGGAGCCUAAGAAGAGAGAAGUGCUGAAUCUCCACGAGCAGGAAGGUCAUGAAGCGGGUGCAAUGAUGAUCGAUGGGGCAAAGAACAUGGAGAUUCCGGGAGAACAGAAGCGCAAGAGGGGGUGGAAGGAGAAGCUACACGAGGAUACGGGGGGGGGGGGGGACAAAAUGACUCUUUGACCCAAAAAACGAAGAGGCAACGGGUCCGAGUUCUUAGACCCGUUGGUCAUAUAUUGCUUUGUCAAAGGUGAUUAACUCAGAGUCUAGCCCAAGGGCGGAUGGUUACUUGUAGUGCAUUUCUUAUUUUAACCCCUAUCUGAAUGUUAUGAUUUUAAUCUAAGCCCCUUUCUUUCAAAAAAAAAAAACUCCUAUAUAGAUAGCCAAUAUAAUGUUUUUAGAAAUGAAUAGAUCCCCGUUCUUU